Molecule: messenger RNA, 784 nt
Organism: Rubroshorea leprosula
Lineage: Eukaryota; Viridiplantae; Streptophyta; Magnoliopsida; Malvales; Dipterocarpaceae
Source: the annotation of a GenBank genome assembly
GACUAUUACACUGUCUUGUAUGUAAAAUCUGAUGAUAUUGAAGAUGUUUCUGUUCCACUCGACAAGGUGAUGAAUUGCAUAACAUCUUGUGUCCACGUGGCUCAUGUCAAUGAUGUUCUUGAGCAUAAAAAGAACUUGAUGCACGUCUUGUUACUUUGCUUGUCACCUGGUUUAACAUGGACGGUCAAAGUGUCGGCAUUUCCCUCAAUCAAAGAACUCUGCUUAAGGCUCCACAGCAUUUUGGAGGACUCCAAUGAAGCCAUUCUACAGGCCAGUGCAACUUCUUUUGUUCAAGAGCUACUCACCGGUGUGGCACCCAAAAUAAUUGAGUGUGUAAUUACAAUAAAAAUUGCUCAGGUUCAUGUUGCUGCAUCAAAGUGCCUUCUGGAAAUCACUAAGUUAUGCAAACAUAUUUCAUCAGUCCACUGGACAGAAACAGGAAUAAAAGGCGAGCUUCUAAAUCAGAUUGAGGCAGAAAAGAAUGAGCAGGCAAAGUCAUUGUUGAGAAAAUGUGUUGAAAUCCUUGAAAACUUGGAACAAGCAAAUAUUCAGGAAACCUGAACAGGAUUCUGGAACUGUUCAAGACUACUGUUGUAAGGAAAACUUCACGGAGUAACUAGAAAUGAAAGCAUACGCUGAAGAAAGGGCAAAAAUGUAUGCAGCAGUCUUAUACAGAGGAGAGCCACACUGUAGAAUGCUGUUUUAUUAACCCAUCCUCUCAAGUAUCUUAGGUUCCAGUGUCUUGCUCUUGUACAACUCAUUGAAAGAAAAGAAACAUUGCCAA